AUGGAGAGCAUCAAUCCAACAGAUAUGGCCAUGACAAUACAGCCUACGAUUUUUCCACGUGUGGGCUAUAGCAUAAUUUCGUACCUCAUGUUUAUAAACACAUUACUUUCUGUGUUUAAUAACUUGUUGGUGAUCACCGUAAUGCUUAAAAAUAAGCAUUUUCUCAAUGCGAUGAACAUCAUCAUACUCAGCCUUGCUGUGUCAGAUCUAAUGAUUGCCACAUGCGGUUCUGCGAUUGUCACCAUCACAAAUUAUGAAGGAUCUUUCUUUUUAGGGCAUGCAUUCUGUGUUUUUCAGGGUUUCGCAGUGAACUACUUUGGUCUGGUGUCUCUGUGGACACUUACCCUACUGGGAUAUGAGCGAUACAAUGUUGUCUGCAAACCCAUGGCAGGCUUUAAGCUGGACAUCCGCAGGAGCUGGUUGGGUCUGAUAUUCGUCUGGACCUAUUGCCUCUUCUGGGCCAUCCCACCGCUGCUGGGCUGGAGCUCGUAUGGGCCAGAGGGUGUCCAGACUUCCUGCUCUCUAGGCUGGGAGGAAAGGUCCUGGAGCAACUACAGUUACCUCAUCUUCUACACCAUUUUCUGCUUCAUCCUACCCACUUCUAUCACUGUAUACUGCUACUGUAAUGUCCUUAUCUUCAUGAAGAAGAUCAACAAAAGCAUUGAGCUUCAGGGAGGUAAAAACAGCCUGCAGGAAAAUGAGCAUGCGGCCCAGAUGGUCUUAGCCAUGAUAAUAGCCUUCUUUAUCUGUUGGCUGCCUUACACGGCCAUCUCGGUUGUUGUAGUUGUGGCUCCAGAGAUUUACAUCCCACCUCUGGUGGCCACCAUGCCUAUGUACUUUGCCAAGACCAGCCCUGUUUACAAUCCUAUCAUCUACUUCCUGACUAACAAACGGUUCCGAGAAGCCUCUCUGGAAAUACUGUCUUGUGGUCAAUACAUCCCCAGAGACACUGACGCAGGCAGUCUAAAGAUGUGCUCAUCGCAGAAGAGCAGCAGGGUCAUUCCAGUCUGAUCUGAGGUGGAGGUUUUUCAAGAGGUGGAAAUGUUAACCGUGUCUUUGGUCUGCAUGACAUCUCUCACUAACCCGAUCAUCUACGCAGCAGUCAACCCUCAGUUUCGUACAGAAUUUCACAAUCUGAAGACUAAAUGGAAAGC
Xyrauchen texanus (razorback sucker) is the source of this 1154-nucleotide messenger RNA. RefSeq names its product parietopsin (gene parietopsin). The coding region runs from base 1 to 1011 and encodes 336 amino acids. Gene Ontology annotation, molecular function: G protein-coupled receptor activity. The record is from RefSeq and is a predicted model, not a curated record. Lineage: Eukaryota; Metazoa; Chordata; Actinopteri; Cypriniformes; Catostomidae. Gene Ontology annotation, biological process: G protein-coupled receptor signaling pathway. The transcript is spliced from 5 exons. Gene Ontology annotation, cellular component: membrane; photoreceptor outer segment.